Haliaeetus leucocephalus (bald eagle) is the source of this 5355-nucleotide messenger RNA. RefSeq names its product von Willebrand factor D and EGF domains (gene VWDE). The transcript is spliced from 29 exons. The annotation marks the transcript as partial. The record is from RefSeq and is a predicted model, not a curated record. NCBI's taxonomy places the organism in Eukaryota, Metazoa, Chordata, Aves, Accipitriformes, Accipitridae. Gene Ontology annotation, molecular function: signaling receptor binding; calcium ion binding. Gene Ontology annotation, cellular component: extracellular region; cell surface. Gene Ontology annotation, biological process: anatomical structure development.
CGCCUCUGGCUCUGCGCCGCCGUGCUGGGGUGCCUGGCGGCGGCGAGGCCCCGCCGGCGAGUUCUUGAAUGCUCUCCUGGUGGACAUCAGAUCCUGCAGAGCCCUUACCGAAGCAUUGAUUUUGAUUCAUCCCACCUCCAGCAGUCAGCUAUUCAGGAUUUAAUAUGUGACCAUUCCCUAACACCAGGAUGGUAUCGCUUUAUGAUUUUUGACAAGCCUGCUGAGAUGCCGACCGAGUGCGUGGAGAUGAAUCACUGUGGUACUCAAGCCCCUGUCUGGUUGUCUCUGAGGGAGUCAGAAUCCAUGCCUGGACCCGGUGAGAUCAAACAGUUAACGGCUUGUGCUACGUGGCAGUUUUUCUUCAGCACUUCAAAAGACUGCUGUCUUUUCCGAAUCCCUGUCAGUGUGAGGAACUGUGGAAAUUUCUUUGUUUACUUACUGCAGCCCACCCAAGGAUGCAUGGGGUAUUGUGCAGAAGGUAACCUGGCUCCUUCAUCAUCUCCAUCUGUGUCACCACCACUACCAGCCAUUCCUGAAGUUGUAGCGGAGCUGAUCGAAGGCAGCAUUUACCUAAGGUGUACCUUUGGUGUUCCUUUUGGAAACAGCUCAGUCAGAUUCAUUGUCACUUGGUCAAGACUUUCUCCUGAAGGUAUCAAAGAAGAACUGAAACAUGAAACUGCAGUUCAUACGUUUUCACUUCUAGAACUAGAUGGGAUAAACGUCAGACUUGGAGACAGAGUCUAUUGUAGCAGUACUGCUUUUUUCAUGGAGCAGCCGGAUAUACAAAGCUCUUCUGUUGAGAGCAAGGAAUUUUUUGCUGGCAUUAAGAUACAUACAGAAACAUAUGAUAUAUCAGAAGAUGGGAAGGAAUACAGACUGACAAUAGAAAGUAGCAUUCCUGUUCCUUGUCCUGAGUUUAGCCAGCUUGAAAGUGACUGCAAAAUCUCACUAACAUUAAAUACUGUUGAUGAAGGUAAAGAGCAGUUAGGUUUAAACUUGGCUCUUUCUUCUUGUCAUGUGGAUCUUCUCCAGAAACCCUGCAAUAAUGGAAUCUGUAGUCAAGCUGUAAUUUAUUUCACUGCUGUGACAGACUUUAUGCAGGACGGAGACAGGAUUACCAGAAUUGCAGUCGAACCUAUAUCCAGUGAGAAUUUCCUGUGGAAUGGCUAUGUUCCAGAAAGCAUACAGAUUACAGUAAAGGAUCUGCCCACUGCCUACUGCUACUCAUUUACUGACCCUCAUAUAAUUACAUUUGAUGGAAGACUCUAUGACAAUUUUAAAACAGGAACAUUUGUUCUGUAUAAGAGUACAUCUCGAGAUUUUGAAGUUCAUGUUCGCCAGUGGGACUGUGGAAGUCUUCGCUACCCAACAUCCUGUAACUGUGGCUUUGUUGCCAAAGAAGGAAGUGAUAUAAUUGCAUUUGACAUGUGCAGUGGUCAGCUACGUGAGUCACAGCCACACUUAUCUGUAAUAAAUAGAGACACAACAGGAAGUAAUGUCAGAAUCACUGAAUCCUAUCUGGGAAGAAAAGUAACAGUUUUGUUUUCUUCUGGAGCUUUCGUUCGUGCUGAUGUGAGUGAAUGGGGAAUGAGCAUAACACUUAGGGCACCCAGUUCAGAUUACAGACAUACAAUGGGACUCUGUGGCACCUUUGACGGAAGUGCAGAGAAUGACUAUCACACUGCAAGUGGGGUGGAAAUCCCAAACCAUGCUAAUGUUCCUUUUUCUUUUAUUAAGGAAUGGAGAAUUUCACCAGGAGAUAGCUUGUUUGACAAGACACCUGCUUCUUUAACAUCAUCUAGAAAAAUAGCCUUCUGCGACUGUGCACUUGAAAAUACUAGAUUAUAUCGAUCAGUGAAUAAACUAGAGACAGUUUCUCAGUCAGAACUUCCUCUGUCUUGUAAAGAAAAUGAAAACGGUAGAUUUCUUUCUUUGAUACCAGGACUGGAUGUCACUGCUGAGUUUCUUGGUCCUGUCGAUCUUGUCAGAGGCUUAAAGAAACGUUCGUCUGCACAUGAAAUGGAUUCAUCUACACUUCUGCAGAGGGAGGAUAGUCAAACCGAACUUCACAAAACAUCACUAGUAAAUACACGUGUCUCUACAACCUCAGUGGGAAAUACUGAUGUAGGAAGAAAAGGAACUUCAAGCUCAGGCCUUAGAAGAGAUUCUCACCGUUAUAGUAGUCAUCUUCACGAAAGUCAGUCUGUUACAAGUAGGGGGAAGCGCCAAAAUUAUUAUGAAUACCAUCCAGUUUUUCUAUUCCAAAGUCUUAGCCAAACAGACUUAGAGGGAUAUAGUUAUUUUUUCCCAGAGGACCAUGCCACUGACACAGACCAAAAGUUUCUUCCUUCUUGGCCCACACCUUCUGGCCUCACUGAGUCUAGCACUUUGUUACUAUGCCAGCAGGCAAUAGCUAAUUCCAGUAUAGGAAGAUCUUGUGGUGGCCUUCUUGGCCGGCGAAUAGAGGAUGCGGUCAAUAUGUGUGUUAAAGAUUUGCUGCUGAAAGAUGACCUCAGUUGGGCAGAAGCUUCCUUAGCUCUUCUGGAGAAUGAAUGUGAGAAAAGAGUUUUAGAAGAAAUAAAUUACAACCAACAGGAACUUGAAGGGUCGGUUGAGAGCCUACUUAUUGCAUUAAAGUGUCCCAGUCUCUGCAGUGGUAACGGGGAAUGUACAGAAUGGGGCUGUGCAUGUUUUCAAGGCUAUAGCUCAUAUGACUGCAGCAUACUGUCUGACCAGGCUCCAGAAAUUACAGAGCUGGAGAAUGCUGGGCUGUGCAAUAUUCGACAGUAUGACUGCACAUCAGUAAGAGCUUUUGGACAUGGCUUCAGGGAGUCAUUGAAUCUGAAAUGUGAAAUUAUCAAAUUACAGUAUAGUGAUCGACAAUGGAUUCCUGGAGAACCUCUAACUAUGCCAGCUGCCUUCCAAAAUGCCAGGACUGUCGACUGCCAGUUACCAAAUGAUGGCCAGCAGUCUGAUGUCAUGGAUCUGGUUGAUGAUAAACCCAUUACCAAGUGGCAAAUAAAGAUUUCUAAUGAUGGAUUCAUUUAUAGCAACUCUAAAACAAUGAUAUUAUAUGACGGAGCCUGUCAGGCAUGUGAACCACAGGAAUCUGGGUUAUGUGCAUUAAGGGAGAAAACGUGCAACAUAGAUGGACUCUGUUACGGUGAAGGUGACACAAAUCCAACCAGCCCUUGCUUACUCUGCAGACCUGACGUAUCAAAGUUAACUUGGUCAGUUGUUGAAAACAACCAGCCUCCAGUGCUUGAAACUUUUCAGGGUAUGCUACAGACUUUUUAUGGAGAAGAUUUUGUAUAUCAGUUUUUGGCUUCAGAUCCAGAGGGCUCUGCUAUUCAAUUCACAUUGGAUUCUGGUCCAGAAGGUGCCAGUCUUUCCCCAUCAGGUCUCCUUUUGUGGAAAGCUGUGUCAAUGAAUCUCCAGAAAAUAACAUUUUCUUUGACAGAUGACUGCAACGCAAAGACUAAGGUAGAAAUAGAGGUCAGUGUAAAAUCGUGUGAUUGCCUAAAUAAUGGCUCAUGUGUGACAAACAUUAAUUUCCCACCUGGAAGUGGAAGAUAUCUUUGUGUGUGUGUGGCUGGAUUUGAAGGCGAUCUCUGUCAAGUGAAUACUGAUGACUGUAAACUUAACCAGUGUGGUAUUGGCAGAUGUGUGGAUGGAAUAAACAGCUAUUACUGUGAAUGUCCACCUGAACUUCAAGGAAGCUUUGAGGACACUAAUGUUGAAAGAAAGGAUUCCAUGGGAGAAACUGGAGGGAAUAAAGGUUUUCAACAAUCAUCCUUUGAGAAGGUUUUAAGCAUCUCAGGCUAUAUUCCCAGUUCUACAGAUGUCCCUGAGAGAUUUAUUUCUACAGAAGCAGUCAGUAGCAGCAAUCUGCUAGGCUCCACAGUAAAAACAAUCACCACUUGGAAGUCACUUAAUUCUCAGAGAAGUGCUUCUGUACAACCUGCUGUUACUGGAAACAUUGCUCAUGCUCUCAGCGCCAUCAGUGGUCACCUUGCUAACAUGGAGGAGAGUUCUUCAGUACAUGCUGUGAUGACUGCAUCUUCAAGGAACCAUGCUGUAUCACCUGAGAAGAAAAGAAGGGCACAAGUUGAGGCCUACAGCUAUUUUGAGACCAGCAAGAAGACUUCUCCUAGCAGCAGAACAAAUAUAAGCAAAGGGCUUUCUUUGCCAAGCAAAGUGUUCAAAGGUGGAAAUGCUCAGAGAGUUCAGCACCUGUUAGCCAAGCAUAAAGCGAGUCCUUUACCUUUUGUCCUUGUUGAAGUCACUGUCCCACCAAAAAUGCUUCCUGAAGAGCUGAGUGAAAUAGUGAUUCCUAAAGCAGUAACCUGUACCGAUUUACCCUGUUUUCCUGGUGUACCUUGUGAGCCAAGUCAGGAUGGAAGCAUCAAGUGUGGUCAUUGUCCUUAUGGUUAUUAUGGAGAUGGCUUCACUUGCAGAGCAAGAUGUAGACAAACAUGUGGCAAAAAUAUGGAGUGUGUGGCACCCAAUAUUUGCAAAUGCAAGCCUGGUUAUGCUGGUUAUAACUGUCAGGCCGCUCUAUGCAGACCUGAUUGCAAAAACCAUGGGAAGUGCAUUAAGCCCAAUGUAUGUGAAUGCCUACCAGGAUACAGUGGCUCCACUUGUGAGGAAGCACAUUGUAAACCACCCUGCCAAAAUGGAGGCACAUGCUUGGCCAGAAAUCUCUGCACCUGCCCAUAUGGUUUUGUGGGACCAAGAUGUGAUACAAUGGUUUGCAACAGACACUGUGAAAAUGGUGGUGAAUGUCUUACUCCAGACAUCUGCCAGUGUAAACCUGGGUGGUAUGGACCUACAUGCAGUACAGCAAUUUGUGACCCUGUGUGUCUCAAUGGUGGUUCGUGUGCUAAGCCAGAUGUUUGCCUCUGUCCUCAUGGAUUCUUUGGUGCCCAGUGUCAGAAUGCUGUCUGCAGCCCGCCUUGUAAGAACGGUGGUCAUUGCAUGAGAAAUAAUGUCUGUGCUUGUCCUAAUGGGUACACAGGCAGAAGAUGUGAAAAAAGUGUCUGUGAGCCAAGAUGUAUGAAUGGAGGAAGGUGCGUAGGGCCAAAUGUUUGCUCUUGUCCUUCAGGAUGGAGAGGAAAAAGAUGUAACACUCCAAUCUGUCUUCAGGAAUGUAAGAACGGUGGGGAGUGUAUUGGACCGAGUACAUGUCAUUGUCUUCCGCAGUGGGAAGGAAUCCAGUGUCAAACACCUGUGUGCAACCAGAAGUGUCUGUUUGGAGGCAAGUGUGUAUUGCCUAAUGUAUGCUUUUGUCGUCCUGGUUAUACUGGAGUCCUCUGUGGGAAGAAAAUUCAGUCUCCAGUGAGAGAAAGUUCAUAA